This is a messenger RNA of Ipomoea nil (Japanese morning glory), 2370 nucleotides long. RefSeq names its product DNA (cytosine-5)-methyltransferase DRM2-like. NCBI's taxonomy places the organism in Eukaryota, Viridiplantae, Streptophyta, Magnoliopsida, Solanales, Convolvulaceae. Gene Ontology annotation, molecular function: protein binding; DNA (cytosine-5-)-methyltransferase activity. The record is from RefSeq and is a predicted model, not a curated record. The transcript has 12 exons. Gene Ontology annotation, cellular component: nucleus. Bases 390 to 2177 code for a protein of 595 amino acids.
CCCGAGGCCAGUCCAGAGGAACUCUCGUCGGUCUUUUAGCUUCACUGCUCUUCUGAAGCUGCUGGGUGCGAAUCUCAUUUCCUUUUUAUCUUUCUCUCUCUCUCUCUCUCUUUCUCUUUCACUCGGAAUCUCAUUUCUCUCUCUAUUCCGAGAAGCGGCAUUUUAUCGAUGUAGUCGAAAUUUGGUUGGGAAGCCGUGGUUCUCCAAAUCGUCAGGUAAGUUUAACAGGAGAUGCUACGGACUCAGGCUUUAAACUUGUGAUUUGCUGCUUGGAAACAUCUUUAGUUGCCUUCUCUCAUCAGCAAGCCCCCAAGGAAUCGGUUGUGCUUAUUAGCUUCUGAGUACUUCUUGGAGAGCUUGAAAUUUUUGCUUACAGACUACCUCACGAAAUGGCAGAUCCUUUUCUAACCAAAGAUCCUUCUAUAGAAGAUAUUGAUGACAUUGACUGGACUUCUGAAGAUGAACGAGAAAUUGAGGACAUACCUGCAGUGCAGGCUGCUGCUGCUAAGAUUGAGGCAAGCUCAUCAUCAGUUGAUCCAUGCUCCAAGUUGAUUCAGCAUUUUGUUGGGAUGGGUUUUUCUAGAGAAUUAGUUGAAAAAGCUAUAGAGCAAAAUGGAGAAGACUCAGAAUCUAUAUUAGAAACUCUUCUCACACUCUCGGUUCUUGAGACAUCUCCUUCUGAACAAGAACAACCAUAUAGUAGCUGUCCUCAAGAAGAGCCAUGUGUCAAUGGAUAUGAUAGCUCUUCAGGAUAUGACGAGAAUAUUCUAGAUGACUUUUCUGACGGUGGUAGUUGGUCUGAUGAUGAUGUGGAAAACGUGGUUUCCUUGUCUCCGAAGGAGAGAACACUAUUGUCCCUCACAAAGAUGGGUUAUCUUGCGGAAGAAGCUUCAAUGGCCAUGGAAAGAUGUGGACCAGAAGCCACAAUUGAGGAAUUGACAGAUUUUAUGUGUGCUGCUCAAAUGGCAAGAUCAGAAGCUACAUAUUGGGAAGAAGAGGAUAUAAAGCCGAAAAUCAAGAAUUUGUCUGGUGAAAAUGGCAAACAGAAGAGGAAGAUGUAUGCGUAUGAUAUGUAUAGGAAGAAAAAACAGAAGGGUAUCUUCAAUGAGGAUGUUGAGACAAUUCGCCUACCAAAACCAAUGGUGGGCUUUGGUGUGCCUACAGAGAUAUGCCCUGAAUUUCAAGGAAGAACUCUUCCGGAGCAAGCUAUUGGCCCCCCUUACUUUUAUUAUGAGAAUGUUGCUCUAGCACCAAAAGGAGUCUGGGAUACUAUCUCAAGAUUUCUUUAUGAUGUUGAACCAGAAUUUGUGGACUCAAAGUACUUUUGUGCUGCUGCAAGGAAAAGGGGUUAUAUUCAUAAUCUACCUGUGGAAAAUCGCUUUCCUCUUCUUCCCAUUCCUCCACGGACCAUUAAUGAAGCAUUGCCAUUGACGAAGAAAUGGUGGCCUUCAUGGGAUACGCGCACCAAGCUUAAUUGCUUGCAAACAGCUAUUGGCAGCGCACGGCUGACAGAUAGGAUCCGUAAGUCUGUAGAAGCCUAUGAGGGUGAGCCCCCAUUGAGGAUACAAAAAUAUGUUCUUGAUGAAUGCCGAAAGUGGAACCUCGUUUGGGUUGGAAGGAAUAAAGUAGCUCCUUUGGAGCCUGAUGAAUUUGAAAUGCUAUUAGGGUUCCCAAAGAAUCAUACCAGAGGUGGCGGAAUAAGUAGGACUGACAGAUACAAGUCACUUGGUAACUCAUUCCAAGUUGAUACAGUUGCAUAUCAUCUCUCUGUGUUGAAGGAUUUGUUUCCUAACGGUAUGAAUGUGUUAUCACUCUUCUCUGGGAUAGGAGGUGCUGAAGUUGCACUUCAUAGACUUGGCAUUCGGUUGAAGACUGUAGUCUCGGUUGAGAAAUCUGAGGUUAAUAGGAAUAUUGUUAGGUCUUGGUGGGAGCAAACAAAUCAAACAGGGACCCUAAUUGAUUUUGAUGACGUUCAACAACUGAACGGUGACCGAAUAGAGCAAUUAAUAGAUUCAGUGGGUGGUUUUGACCUUGUUAUUGGUGGAAGCCCGUGCAAUAACUUGGCGGGGAGCAAUAGGGUGAGUAGAGAUGGACUAGAGGGUAAAGAGAGCGCCCUUUUCUAUGAUUAUAUUCGUAUUUUGGACUUGGUUAAGUGUAUAAUGUCCAGAUACCGGUAGUCGUUGAGUAGGUGGAUCUAGGGCAUGUUUUACAUGUAAACUAAUGCCUUAGUUUUAUAAUUGCAAGGUUAAUGUUUAGUAAAUUCCAUUCUUUUCAGUAUAGAUGAAAUGAAUGAAGCAUUUGACAUGUAUAAAAGUAAUUGAAUUUUAUGUGCCUAUUUGUGGCCUCUGAUAUUAUAUACUCUUUAUUUUA